AUGGUGGCUGCCUCAAAGCAAUACAUGGCCCGGGAGAUGGUCAAGGUCGAGGCGAUCCUCAAGAAGCGCCUGCUCGCGGCCCCCGUCGAGCUCGGCGAGUACCUGGACGCCAACCACUUCUUCCAGUGGAAGUCGCAGUUGCUCCGCCUCGCCGGCAAGGGUACCUACUGGUUCCGCCAGUACGUCGACUUUUUGUUUGACGGCACGGGGGCGCUGAUGACGCUGGUGUUGGCGGCCAACGACCCGCGGGCGCCGCCGCCGAUGCUCCACGAGAAGCGCCUCGAGCUCACUAAGGUGGAUACGUACCGCCGCAGCGUCUCCAACAACUCGAGCCGCCACGGCAGCCCCGCCCCGCACCCUUACGGCCAGUUCCACGACUCCCACGCACCCCCUUUGCCUCGACUCCACAAGCCCGCCCGGGGCCUGCUGAGCGAGCUGGACGAGAUCUUCAGCGAGACGCUGAUGGCGGAGCUGAACGACACCAACCCGCUGACCCACGCGCUGGCGCUGGUGGCGCUGGCGGCGCCGGUGCCGCCGGAGUUGGUGCCGCUGUACGACAAGGCGGUGUUCCACUUGGUGCGCAAGACGACGUCCCACCUGCUAUGGACCCAGUACAAAAACGCCCCCUCCGCCGACCAGUUGAUCCGGGAGAUCGUCGACCGCUUCGGGCGCUACACCCCGCUCAUGGCGCUCCAACUUCUCACCGAGGACCCCAUCGCCGACCACCUGGGCCGCGCCUGGGACCAGGUCUACAACACCCAGAUCGAAGUCAAAUACGGCGCCAUGACGCUUUCGCCGGAACAGUUCACCUGCGUGCUCAUGCUCACCAAGUUCUCACCGCAGAUGCGCGCCGAGGUCGUCAACCAUUUGCAGCUGAACCACUUGGAGUGGACGAUGUGGAACGUGUGCGCCUACAUGGACGGGCGCCGUCGGCUGGAGCUGGAGCCGCCGCCGCUGCCGCCGAAGAGCAAGCCGCUGUCGCUCCGCUCGUUCAAACUGCCGUCGAUCCGCCUGUUCCGCCUCAAGCGCGGCUAG
Molecule: messenger RNA, 1035 nt
Organism: Diutina rugosa
Lineage: Eukaryota; Fungi; Ascomycota; Pichiomycetes; Serinales; Debaryomycetaceae
Exons: 1
Coding region: 1-1035 (344 amino acids)
Source: RefSeq, a predicted model, not a curated record